Molecule: messenger RNA, 732 nt
Organism: Hibiscus syriacus
Lineage: Eukaryota; Viridiplantae; Streptophyta; Magnoliopsida; Malvales; Malvaceae
Exons: 3
Coding region: 1-732 (243 amino acids)
Molecular function (GO): RNA-DNA hybrid ribonuclease activity; nucleic acid binding
Source: RefSeq, a predicted model, not a curated record
AUGGUACCAUUACUUGUCAACUUCCGUGAAGGGCAUGUCAGACAAGGUGGAAAAGUCGAUAAUUAUGGGCGGGCAAGAUGUGAUGAUGUGCAGUUUACUAUAGGACCGACUUAUGAAGCCCGAUUAGAGCCAAAUGUCGAAGUAACCGACUUAUGGUUGUUAAGUUGGAAUAAACUUAUGACUAAUGCUGAACGGCUGAAACGUCAUUUCACGAGUGAUGGAGACUGCCCGUGCUGUGUUGGUUCCUUGGAGGAUAUUGAUCAUAUUUUUUGGAAGUGUACCAUUAUUCUACCCAUUUGGGUGCUGCUCAUAAAAGAAGAUAAACUUGAGGAAUUUAUGUCGAUGGAAAUCAAGAAUUGGAUCCGCGUUAAUCUGACUAACAAUAAUGCUGUUAUUCUUGAAAGAAGCAAGAGAUUACAAAUGUUGACGCACAGAGCACUCGAACAAGACUACGAAGCAAAUAGACGUCAACGUCGAGAAAGGGUGGGUGCAAUUCGUAACAAUAUAGUAGAGUGGUUAGUGGGGUUUAAGAAAUUUCUUGGAGUGUGCUCGAGUUUGGAAGCGGAACUGUGGGGAAUCUAUGUUGGCUUUCUCCGCGCUUGGAACACCGGUGUGAGAAGAGUGGUUGUUGAAAAUGAUAACUUAAAUGUCAUUAACAUGAUGAACGAUCAUAAGAGGAAGAGGAGUUCAACGAUAGUGGAUCAUAUUCUGUGCUUGCUUGAGCGGGAGUGA